Notechis scutatus (mainland tiger snake) is the source of this 1462-nucleotide messenger RNA. It is a transcript of the gene RRM2B, whose product is annotated as ribonucleotide reductase regulatory TP53 inducible subunit M2B. Lineage: Eukaryota; Metazoa; Chordata; Lepidosauria; Squamata; Elapidae. The record is from RefSeq and is a predicted model, not a curated record. Gene Ontology annotation, molecular function: ribonucleoside-diphosphate reductase activity, thioredoxin disulfide as acceptor. Gene Ontology annotation, cellular component: cytosol. Gene Ontology annotation, biological process: deoxyribonucleotide biosynthetic process.
AUCAACCCGAGGCGCUGCGCGUCAAGACACGGGAGGGGGCGCCCACGCGAGGACGAAAAAAGCCGAUUUCCGCAGACCGAGGCGAGGAAGGUGACUGGCGAAUAAGCCUCGUUCGACUCCACUUCGGAAUCGGAUCUUCGGCGCUGUUCCCGCCUUGCCCUUCACAGCCGCCCGCAGUCCCGCCCCGGGAGGAGGCGGAGAAGCAGAGCAAGGUCAGGCGAGCCUUCCGCGGGCGUCCCUCUCCUUCGCUGGCUUCUAGGGCGCCAUGAGCGAGCAUCGCGGCUGUUGUUCUGGACCGUACGGGCCGGCGAGGCCGGAAAGCAGCGAGGGGUUGCCCUCAGAUGGACUUGAAAAUGACUUAAAAUCAAAUGAGGAACCUCUCUUAAGGAAGAAUCCCCAUCGAUUUGUCAUCUUUCCAAUCCAAUACCCUGAUAUAUGGAAAAUGUACAAGCAGGCUCAGGCUUCUUUCUGGACAGUAGAAGAGGUUGACUUGUCAGAGGAUGUUAUUCAUUGGAACAACCUAAAACCAGAAGAGAAAUACUUUAUUUCGCAUAUCCUAGCUUUUUUUGCUGCCAGUGAUGGAAUUGUCAAUGAAAACUUGGUAGAACGUUUUAGCCAAGAAGUGCAAAUCGCAGAAGCUCGCUGUUUCUAUGGCUUCCAGAUAUCAAUAGAAAAUGUUCAUUCUGAGAUGUAUAGUUUGUUAAUAGACACUUACAUCAAAGACCCCGAGAAAAGGGACUUUUUAUUUAAUGCUAUUGAAACAAUGCCAUGUGUCAAGAAGAAAGCAGAUUGGGCGAUGAGGUGGAUAACAGACAGAGAAGCCACUUUUGGUGAAAGAGUGGUUGCGUUUGCUGCUGUAGAAGGCAUCUUCUUUUCUGGUGCUUUUGCAGCCAUAUUUUGGCUCAAGAAGAGAGGGUUAAUGCCAGGCCUUACUUUCUCCAACGAACUUAUUAGCAGAGAUGAAGGGCUUCACUGUGACUUUGCUUGCCUGAUUUUUCAGUAUUUAGUGAAUAAACCUUUGGAGGAAAGGGUGAAAGAGAUCAUUGUCAAUGCAGUUGAAAUUGAAAAGGAGUUCUUGACAGAGGCCUUACCUGUGGGAUUGAUUGGAAUGAACUGUACUCUGAUGAAACAGUAUAUUGAAUUUGUGGCUGAUAGGCUGCUCCUGGAACUGGGUUUCCCUAAGGUCUUUCAAGCAGAAAACCCUUUUGACUUCAUGGAGAACAUUUCCCUGGAAGGAAAAACCAAUUUCUUUGAGAGGAGGGUUUCAGAAUAUCAACAUUUUGCAGUUAUGUCCCAAGCAAAUAAUAAGAUAUUUACUUUAGAUGCUGAUUUUUGAUGCUGCCUACUUGGGAGAUUGACAAAGCCACACUACACAUUCACCUUCAAUGACAAGAAACAUCUUACAAGCCAAGUAGGGUAUUCUUGGAAUGUUUUAUUAACUAUUAAUAGUUGAUAGAAAAAU